Molecule: messenger RNA, 447 nt
Organism: Racocetra fulgida
Lineage: Eukaryota; Fungi; Glomeromycota; Glomeromycetes; Diversisporales; Gigasporaceae
Source: the annotation of a GenBank genome assembly
CUUUACUUGUUCAAAUAUGAUACCGUCCAUGGACGUUUCAAAGGUCAUGCUGAAAUAAAAGAUGGAAAAUUGCUUGUAAAUAAUUGUGAAAUUUACGUUUUUGCCGAAAAAAAUCCCAAGGAUAUCAAGUGGGGAGAAGUUGGUGCUGACUAUAUAGUUGAAUCUUCUGGUAUUUUCAAAACUAUGACAAAAGCAUCGCUUCAUUUGCAAGGUAUUAAUAAUGUCAUAAUUAGUGCACCGAGUGACGAUGUGCCAAUGUUUGUUUGCGGUGUAAACUUGGAAACUUAUAAACCCGAAUACAAGAUUAUCUCCAAUGCUUCUUGUACUACAAAUUGUUUGGCACCGAUCGUCAAGGUUCUCAAUGAUAAUUUUGGUAUCAUCGAAGGUUUGAUGUCAACUGUCCAUCCAACUACAGCAACUCAAAAGACUGUUGAUAGUUCUAACAAA